CGCCUGUUCUUUCUUUCGAUUUUUUAAGGCAAUACGCAGUAGGCCGGAGAGGGGCGCUGCAAAUAUUACGUUGUUGUAGACUUUUUUGUGCUGAAGGACAGCGCUAGUUAGGCCGAAGUGCUUAGGAAGAUUGUGAGCUUAUUUCUAUCUAUAUACAAUUUGCUUUCUGUAGUAGUCAGAAAGGUAAACAAACCGCGAAGCACCGAGUUGUAUUCAAUAUCUGAGUCGAUAUCCAGACUGCGUCAUCGAACGACCCCGUUUACCCCUGCAGACCAAGAAACAACGUCUGGAAUUGGAGCACCAUUAGGGUCCCGGGAAGCGGUCUUGUCAACCGGUGGAAACGCAAUCCAGUCCGCGGAUCCACGGCCUUCAGCGGUGGAGCUUACAGCAGUGUGAUGUGAGAGCCCUUUCCCAGGAGAGGUUCUGCGAAGCUGCUGGAGGAUGUCAGACUCAGACAGUGAUGAAGAUCAGGACCGCCCCUUCUCCCUGACUGGGUUUCUCUUUGGGAACAUCAAUGAAGAUGGGCAGCUGGAGGGUGACAGCGUUCUCGACACAGAGUCGAAGAAACACCUGGCUGGCCUGGGGUCACUGGGUUUGGGGAACCUCAUUACUGAAAUCACUGCGAAUGAGGAGCAGCAGGAGGAUGAUGAGAAAGAUCCCGCCAGCACUGACGCUGAAGGCUGGGUAAAGAGUACUGAUGAUGCUGUGGAUUACUCUGAUAUCAGCGAGGUGGCAGAGGAUGAAACCCGGAAAUACAGGCAGGCGAUGAGCAGCCUGCAGCCCUUCAGAAAAUCAGAUGAUGAAGAUGACUACGAUGCUGACUGUGAGGAUAUUGAUUCGAAGCUCAUGCCCCCACCCCCUCCUCCCUCGCAUUCCCUCCCAGCUAAGAAAGAGGAGUCCACAGCUCCGGACUCCAGUGUUCCAGAUGAAGGUGACGGGAUUAUCCUCCCCUCCAUUAUCGCUCCCUCCUCACUGACGGAGAAGGUGGAGUUCAGCAGCUCCUCGGAUUCCGAGUCGGAGACCGAGCGCACUCCUCGGGGAUCAGGAGGGCUGGGCGAGGAGAGUAGUCUAACACUGCCGCUGGCUGGGAUCAUGCAGCGGGAUGCCACCAAGACACUGCCCAAUGUCACCGAGCUCUUCCCAGAGUUCCGUCCUGGCAGAGUGCUGCGUUUCUUGCGUCUCUUCGGCCCUGGGAAGAACAUGCCCUCAGUGUGGCGCAGUGCCCGCCGUAAGCGCAAGAAGAAACACAGAGAGCCACAGGCUGACAUGCCACCAAGCGAGGGCGAAGCUGGGGAGGCGGGGACAGACAAGAAGUCUGGGUGGGGCUAUGAGUAUGCCCCGCCCCCUCCUCCUGAGCAGUGUCUCUCCGAUGACGAGAUCACGAUGAUGGCUCCUGUGGAGUCCAAGUUCUCGCAGGCCUCGGGCGAUGCUGACAAGGUUGCAGAGACCAGACCCAAAGUGGCGGAGUGGCGGUACGGACCUGCUCAGCUGUGGUAUGACAUGCUGGGGGUCCCUGAGGAUGGGACCGGGUUCGACUACGGUUUCAGAUUGAAGGAGAGCAGUGCGGAGGGGCAGCAGACUUCAGGAACACAGGACAUUGAAGUUAAAGUGACGCAGGAAGCAGAGGAACUAAAAGGAGAGGAUGAUUGUAAAGGCAAGGAGGGCGAUGGGGGGCAGGAGGAGAGUCCACAGCUUCUGGAGAACGAGCACUUCCUGAUGGUGACGCAGCUGCAGUGGGAGGAAGACAUCAUCUGGAAUGGAGAAGAUGUGAAGCACAAAGGGACCAAAACCCAGCGGGCCAGUCUCGCGGGUUGGCUCCCUUCCAGCAUGACCAGGAACGCCACAGCGUACAACGCCCAGCAGGGUCUGAAUCGGAGUAACUCCUUACUGGUGCCUCCCACUCCUCCUCCAAUAAUCCAGAAAUCAGUGACACCUGGGACCCAGGGCUCCAGUAAAAGCAGAGAUAAGCAUGCUCAAGAACAGCAAGCCUUCCAUGAGGAUGACCGCACCUGGUUCUCUAUCUUCCCCAUCGAUAGCGAGGAGCUUGUGUACGGCCGUUGGGAGGAUAACAUCAUCUGGGACGACCAGGCCAUGAAUCGUAAACUUUAUCCACCUGUCCUGACCCUCGACCCCAACGAUGAGAACAUCAUCCUUGAAAUACCUGACGAGAAGGAGGAGAUGACUUCCAACUCCCCUUCCAAGGAGAACAAGAAGGAGUCGUCCCUGAAGAAGAGCCGCAUCCUGCUGGGCAAGACUGGGGUCAUCAAGGACGAGCCGCAGCAGAACAUGUCUCAGCCAGAGGUGAAGGACCCCUGGAACCUCUCCAAUGAUGAGUUCUAUUACCCCAAACAGCAGGGCCUGCGGGGCACUUUCGGAGGCAACAUCAUCCAGCACUCUAUCCCUGCAGUGGAGCUCCGGCAGCCCUUCUUCCCUACCCACAUGGGACCCAUGAAGCUGCGUCUCUUUCACCGGCCAUCCCUGAAGAAAUACUCGUUUGGAGUGCUAUCCCAGCCUGGGCCACAUUCUGUCCAGUCCCUCCUCAAACACAUCAAGAAGAAAGCCAAGGUGCGGGAGCAGGAGAGGCAGGCCUCGGGUGGCGGGGACAUGUUCUUCAUGCGCACGGCUCAGGACCUGACUGGUAAAGAUGGGGACCUGAUCCUGGCUGAGUACAGUGAAGAGUACCCACCUCUCAUGAUGCAGGUCGGCAUGGCAUCCAAGAUCAAGAACUACUACAAACGGAAACCUGGGAAGGACCCAGGAGCACCAGAUUGUAAAUAUGGAGAGACUGUCUACUGCCACACCUCUCCCUUUCUGGGAUCGCUCCAUCCAGGGCAGUUGCUGCAGGCCUUUGAGAAUAACCUUUUCCGUGUCCCCAUAUACCUACACAAGAUGCCAGAGACUGACUUUCUGGUGAUCCGGACGAGACAGGGCUACUACAUCCGGGAGCUGGUGGACAUUUUUGUGGUGGGGCAGCAGUGCCCACUGUAUGAGGUGCCCGGGCCCAACUCCAAACGGGCCAACACACACAUCCGAGACUUCCUGCAGGUCUUUAUUUAUCGUCUCUUCUGGAAGAGUAAAGACCGGCCACGUCGAAUCCGAAUGGAGGACAUAAAGAAGGCGUUUCCAUCACAUUCUGAAAGCAGCAUAAGGAAAAGGCUAAAACUGUGUGCAGAUUUUAAACGGACAGGUAUGGAUUCUAACUGGUGGGUCCUGAAGCCGGAUUUCCGCUUGCCCACAGAGGAGGAGAUCCGAGCCAUGGUCUCCCCAGAACAGUGCUGCGCAUACUACAGCAUGCUAGUGGCAGAGCAGAGACUCAAGGAUGCUGGAUAUGGAGAGAAAUCUUUUUUCGCUCCCGAGGAGGAAAAUGAGGAAGACUUCCAGAUGAAGAUCGAUGAUGAGGUGCGGACAGCUCCCUGGAAUACCACUCGUGCCUUCAUAGCAGCGAUGAAGGGGAAGUGCCUGCUGGAGGUGACGGGGGUGGCUGACCCCACCGGCUGCGGGGAAGGGUUCUCCUAUGUUAAAGUUCCAAACAAACCCACGCAGCAGAAGGAUGACAGGGAGCCACAGCCAGCGAAGAAGACUGUGACUGGAACAGAUGCUGAUCUGAGACGUCUGUCCCUUAAAAAUGCCAAACAGCUGCUCCGCAAAUUCGGGGUUCCAGAAGAAGAGAUUAAGAAGCUGUCCCGUUGGGAGGUGAUAGACGUUGUUAGGACCAUGUCAACAGAGCAGGCUCGUUCGGGGGAGGGCCCCAUGAGUAAAUUUGCAAGAGGGUCACGCUUUUCUGUUGCUGAACACCAGGAGAGAUACAAGGAGGAGUGCCAGAGGAUCUUUGACCUGCAGAACAAGGUACUGGAAUCCGCAGAGAUUCUGUCGACAGACACAGACAGUAGCUCCGCGGAGGACAGUGAUUUCGAGGAGAUGGGGAAGAACAUUGAGAACAUGCUUCAAAACAAGAAGACAAGCUCCCAGCUGUCUCGUGAGAGAGAGGAGCAGGAGAGAAAGGAGCUGCACAGGAUGCUGAUGGGGGAGGACAGCGGCCCAGAGAGGGACAAGGGCAGGAAGGGAAGGAGAGACCACAAGGGCUUCUCCAGUGCACUUUCAACUGGCUCCCACAAGGACGAUGAUGCUUCCUCUGUUACCAGCCUCAACUCCUCAGCUACAGGCCGGCGCCUGAAAAUCUACCGCACGUUCCGCGAUGAGGACGGGAAGGAGUAUGUGCGCUGCGAGACUGUCCGGAAACCCUCCGUCAUCGACGCCUACACCCGGAUACGAACCACCAAAGACGAGGAUUUCAUUCGGAAGUUCGCCUUGUUUGACGAGCAGCACCGGGAGGAGAUGAGGAAGGAGCGUCGGCGCAUUCAAGAGCAGCUGCGUCGACUGAAACGGAACCAGGAGAAGGACAAGAUGAAGGGACCGCCUGAGAAAAAAGCCAAGAAGAUGAAGGAACGGCCAGACCUUAAGCUGAAGUGUGGUGCCUGCGGUGCCAUUGGUCACAUGAGAACUAAUAAGUUCUGCCCGCUGUAUUACCAAACCAACGCUCCGCCCUCUAACCCAGUUGCCAUGACUGAGGAGCAGGAGGAGGAGCUGGAGAAGACAGUGAUCCAUAACGAUAACGAGGAGCUAAUCAAAGUGGAGGGGACAAAGAUUGUGCUGGGCAAGCAGCUCAUUGAGAGUGCGGAUGAGGUGCGAAGGAAGUCCCUGGUCCUGAAGUUCCCUAAACAGCAGCUCCCCCCAAAGAAGAAGCGUCGUGUGGGAACAACCGUGCACUGCGACUACCUGAAUCGGCCACACAAAUCAAUCCACCGGCGCAGGACUGACCCCAUGGUGACCCUCUCCUCCAUCCUCGAAGGGAUCAUUAACGACAUGCGGGACCACCCAAACUCCCGGCUCUCUGACGUCCCCUCUGCUUGCCGUUCCCAGACCUAUCCCUUUCACACCCCGGUCAAUGCCAAGGUGGUGAAGGAUUAUUACAAAAUCAUCACGCGGCCCAUGGACCUGCAGACUUUGCGGGAGAAUGUCCGCAAGCGCAUGUACCCAUCACGGGAGGAAUUCCGUGAGAACGUGGAGCUCAUUGUGAAAAACAGUGCCACCUACAACGGUGCGAAGCAUCCUCUGACCCAGAUUGCACAGUGCAUGCUGGAUCUCUGUGACGAGAAGCUGAAGGAGAAAGAGGAUAGGCUAGUGCGGCUCGAGAAGGCUAUUAAUCCUUUGCUGGACGAUGACGACCAAGUUGCCUUCUCCUUCAUCCUUGACAACAUUGUCACUCAGAAGAUGAUGGCGGUGCCUGAUUCAUGGCCAUUCCACCAUCCAGUGAAUAAGAAGUUUGUUCCAGAUUAUUACAAAGUGAUUGUAAGCCCCAUGGACCUGGAGAACAUCCGAAAGAAUAUUUCUAAACAUAAAUACCAGCACCGAGAAGCUUUUCUGUACGACGUGAGCUUGAUUCAUACAAAUAGUGUGAAGUAUAAUGGCCCUGACAGUCUCUAUACCAAAACAGCUGAGGACAUUGUCACUAUCUGCAAACAGACCCUGGCAGAGUAUGAUGAGCACCUCACUCAGCUGGAGAAGGACAUUUCCACAGCCAAGGAGGCAGCUCUGGAUGCUGCAGACUUAGAAAGCCUUGACCCCAUGACACCCGGACCCUACACGCCACAGCCCCUUGACCUGUAUGACACCACUUCCCUCAGCAUGACCAGAGAUAGCAGCCUAUAUCUGGACGACAGCAACCUGUCUGCAAUGGCCACACCGACAACCACACCUGAGAAGAGAGGACUGCAGAUGCGUCACAGACGUGGCCGGCAUGGCGGGGAGGAGUCCGACGUGGAUAUCGAAGGAUAUGAAGAGGAAGACGAUGGCAAACCAAAGACUCCUGCACCUGAGGUGGAUGACGGUGAGGGGGAUCUGGGCGAUGACGAUGAAGAGGAAGGGUCUUUGCGGCCGCCCCAAGCCAGUGUGCUUUACCAGGAUCUGCUCAUGUCUGAAGGAGAGGACGAUGAUGAUGCCAGCGAUGAAGAAGGAGACAACCCCUUCUCCUCAAUCCACCUGAGUGAGAGUGGCAGUGACUCUGACCUGGAGUCAAGCAGCAUCAGGCCAAAGCAGCUGCAUGUCCACCAAGAGAACACCAUGCUGGGGCUGGAUAAUGAUGAGAGCAUGAUGUCCUACGAGGGGGACGGAGCAGAGCCAUCGCAGCUGGAGGACAGCAACGUCAGCUACGAGAGUUACGAGGAUGUGGAUUCGCGGUCUCAUAACCGAGCCCAGAGUUUCAGCAGUGCAGGUGGGUAUGGUCUCAGUGAGGAAGAGGAGGACGAGGAAGAAGCCGAGGAAGAGGCGGCGAGGCAGCACCACGGACCCAGUGUCCUCACUCGAGUGCAGCUGAGCGAGGAUGAGGAGGACAGUGAGGACUUCCGCUCCAUUGGGGUGGACAGCGACGUGGACUCUGACCCCUAGGGAGUGUCAACAGAACACAAACAACCACAGCUAAACAACACAACAAAACUUCUUCACAAGACAACUGUUUUUGGUACUCCAUACACUGUUGAAGUUGCAUGUUUUCAUACUCAAGAAAGGUGUAUUUUCUUCAUUAUACCACGUGUUAGCAUGUUAGUUUGUGUCUUGAAUUCAGUAUCACCUGCUGAUUUGAUCUCAAGCUUAGUGAAAUAAACCAGACGGCAUGGUCUUGCAGUUGUGGCUGAAGACUGUGAAGCAGGACAAAAGAUCCAGGUUUGGUUUCCCAGUCUUAAGUGACCCUGAGAGGAAGUGGUGGUUAAGUUACUUGAUCUCUCUGUGUACCUUUUUUCACAAACAAGGCUUAAAACUGGACUGAAACUGACACAUUCAUUAUACUCCUGUUGAAAUUCUGGAAUUUCAGAAUUCGGUGGUGUAAAGUCCACUUGCAAAAUGAUCAGGUGCUAGUAAUUUGGCCAAAUGCUAAAUGGUUAACUAAGUCUAAUUGAUUAACUGCUGGAAGAGGUUCACGGGGAUCAUGUGAGACUAUUUACUGGCUGGAUAACUGUGUUGUGUUUGGAGCACAAUUUAGAGGGGACUAAUUGCCACUUUGAAGCAUGGUGAUCAUCAUUAAAGUGGGUUGCCCUUCAUACAUCGCAAAGUGUCGUUGACCAAAAGUGACUUCAGGAUCACCUUGUACUUUGAAAAUGUAAUGGCAACAAGGCUGUGGCAUGGGCAGUAGAACAAUUAUGGUGUGAUAAGUAAACAAGAGUUAAUCUUGUGCCAAUAGGUUUAGAAGUCAGUACUGGACAGGAGCAUUCGCAAAUGGCUGAACCAGGGGCUUUGGGGCUCCUGUACAGCCAUCACACCACACUGCCACAAAAAGCUAGCUGGGCUAAACCACAGCCACAAAGUACAGCAUUAUACUUUUUUUUUUUUUUUUUUUUUUUUUUUUAAGAUGAUGUCCUUUGCAUAACUGUCUUAUAGACAGUAGUAAAAUUUUUGUAUUGAAACCUAAAAUUAUAAAAGCUGUCACAAUUGUAUAAUGUGGAUUAUCUUUGUCCCACGACAGUCCAGCUUCUGUUCUGUACAUUUAUGUAUGUCUAUUUAACUUUUUUUUUGUUGCAGUUGGUUCAGUGUUUUAAGAAGGGUUAUAAAGGUGAAUAAUCAUUUGUAUGUAAAUAGUAUGCAGUUGUGUUCAGGUUUGAAUAUAAAUGCAUUCAAUAAAAGCCCAAGCUCUUUGUCAUAGCCAUAAUUAAUCAUAAAUUAAAACAAAAUAAUUAUUCAGCUUAGUUAUCUGUUAGCUAAUUUAUAUAUAUAAAUAUAUAUAUAUAUAUAUAUAUAUAUAUAUAUAUAUAUAUAUAUAUAUAUAUAUAUAUAUACAGACACACACACACACACACACACAUACACUGUGUUGAAUAUUACAUUUUUAAAGGUACAGCAUCUAAAACAUUUACAUUUUGCAUAACUUUAAAUGGACACUACGUCCAGUUGUCUUCCGGAAUUACCAUUGAAAUGUGCAUUAACUACACAAGACACCAUAUUACUUCCCAAAUAAUGUCUUACUUGGCCCAAAUUAAUGUAAGGAUAAUCCAAGGAUCUGAACAGAAAUCUUAAACCUUACAAUUAAGACAAUAUAGUAUACUUUUCCUGACUGAUGUGUCGUGAACAUUUUUUUUCUUUUUUUUUUACCAGUAGAUGGCGGUAAAGGAUAAACAUUCCGUUUUAAAGAGCUUCUAAUGUAAUUUUAUUUUGUGAUGUUUUUCUUGCAUUUUAUAAUGUUUUCAAUCAUUGAGUGCUUCUGGGUUUUUCUGUUCCAAUAUUAAGUCAUAUUUUUUCUCAA
Messenger RNA from Acipenser ruthenus (sterlet), 8287 nucleotides. RefSeq names its product transcription initiation factor TFIID subunit 1-like. Lineage: Eukaryota; Metazoa; Chordata; Actinopteri; Acipenseriformes; Acipenseridae. The coding region runs from base 442 to 6444 and encodes 2000 amino acids. Gene Ontology annotation, biological process: DNA-templated transcription initiation; RNA polymerase II preinitiation complex assembly; transcription by RNA polymerase II. The record is from RefSeq and is a predicted model, not a curated record. Gene Ontology annotation, cellular component: transcription factor TFIID complex. Gene Ontology annotation, molecular function: RNA polymerase II general transcription initiation factor activity; DNA binding; RNA polymerase II general transcription initiation factor binding. The transcript has 42 exons.